AUUUAAUAAUUUAAAUUUAUAUUCGUAAAUUAUUUAUCAUGGCGUAUUCUACAAGUGUAAAUAUAAGUAUUGAAACUCAAGCCGAAAAUAUAAUUCAGGAAAUUUCAUAUGAUGGUCAGGAAAUCUAUCAACCGGCAUUGUCUAUGUCUGAUAAUUUGUCAAAGCUUGCACAGAGAAUUGACUUUAGUAAGGUUGAUGAGGACACUAAACAACAAGAAGUAGAGACCAAAAGUGAAGAAGAAUCCAAAGAGCCAUCUCCUAAUGUCCCUGUAUCUGGAUGGAUUGAAUCAGUAGUUUCUAAACUAAAGAGAGCAGCAACAGAGAUUUGUGUUAUAUCAGAUGUGUUAGCUGUUACAAAAGAAAAACGAUAUAUGAUACUUGAUCCAAUCCCUACUGAAUCAAUCGAAACCAAACCAAUGGCUCAAAUUUAUCUCCGCAAAAAGGCAUUAGCUAGUGCAUCAAAUAUAAUAAUGUCAGCUGUAGACCGUUUAAGAAGUAGUCAGAAUGAAUUCAUAAGAAACAGAACUACUCCUGACUUUCAUAUUGAGUUAUUAAGAUUACGACAAAAUUGGAGGUUAAAAAAAGUUUCUACGGCCAUUAUUGGUGACCUAAGUUAUAAAACAGCUGGUUCGAAAUUUGGACAAAGUGGUAUGUUUGAAGUAACAAAAGCAGAAGAUGAUGUUCAAUCAAACACUGGAAUUUCUUCUAGUAGCCCAUCAUCCUCUCCUAGUCAGAAUGUUUCAAUCGCCAAAUCUCCAUCAGCACUUAGAGUGACUGUACCUACUGAACUACAAGGAGUAUCUUACAUAAUGGUAUUAUGCCAAAAAGAUCAAGAAAAUAUUUUUAACACUUCAUUCAAUCUACUGGGUUCAGCUCCAGCUACUCCUAAUCCAGACAUGCAUUGGCAACAAAAAUUAGAAGCUGCACAAAAUGUAUUGUUUUGUAAAGAAUUGUUCAAUCAGCUUGCCAAAGAAGCAGUUCAAUUGCAAGCAACCAUACCACAUAUGGUUGUUGGAAAUCAAAUUUCAGCUACAGUAUUUCCUGGUAUCCAGUUAAUAAUUGGAUUAUGUCAUAGUUCAACAAAUGGUAACCCUAAUACUAUAUUACCAUCUAAAACUGAUCAUGAUCAUGUACUAGAACACUCUCUGCAUCAACUUUUAAGAGAAGUACAUCACAGAAAUACUCAUCAACCAUUUCCWCAUCCUUCUUCAGGGCCAUUGGGUCCAAGUAAACGUCGUGCAGUUGCUGGACCUAAUGCUGCCGAUCGUUUUGAAUUAUUAGAAAUGUCUAAAAAUCAAACUUUAUUAGAACAAAUUAUAGAACAAGCUCAACAUUUUUUUAUGAGGCUACGUACAGAAUAUGUUAUUGAUACUCUAGCUAAAGAAGUUAAAGACCCAAUUAUAAUUUCACAUUGGAAUUCAUUGAACUCUCCAACUCAAGCUUGUGUUAAAGUUACUAUUGUGUCACACGGAUUUGACUGUAUUUGUCGAACUUCGUUAGUUGUUCAUGUAAUGAAAAAAUCGUUAAAAUGUAUUUGCCGAGAUGGCCGAGUAAUGUAUUUAUCAUAUGAACCACAAGAAUUAAGAGAUCUCAUUUUUUGUCAAAUUUAUCAACAUCAAAUAAUGGGCGUACAGUCUGUAGCUAAAACACAAGGAUGGCAAUUUUUAGCUAGUUCUUCUCACCUUGGUYUAGGUCCAGUUGAGCCUAUGGGAAAUGCUAGCUCUUGUCUCUUAGCUUCGCCAAUAGGAGAUAGGUUAAUAUCUGUGAAAUGUGAACCACAAGGCAAUGUCAGYGUGGGUAUUGCACAUUCUCCAAAAAAAGACUUCUUUGGRGGUCAAUUGGUGAAAGAAAGAAAAUGGGAAAAUUUGGGAGGUUCGUUUAAAAAAGUUAGGUGGGACAAAAUGGAAGGUAAAAACUUUUUAAAUAAAAUUGAACUUUUAAUGGCUAGUUUAACCAAUUCUACCUAAUUUGUCAACAAAAAAAUCUUAUUGAUGUAAAAAAAUGUAUUAUAGUUUAUGUUGUAUAUUGUAUUAGGUAA
Molecule: messenger RNA, 2038 nt
Organism: Diuraphis noxia (Russian wheat aphid)
Lineage: Eukaryota; Metazoa; Arthropoda; Insecta; Hemiptera; Aphididae
Gene: MED17
Product: mediator complex subunit 17
Biological process (GO): regulation of transcription by RNA polymerase II
Cellular component (GO): mediator complex; core mediator complex
Molecular function (GO): transcription coregulator activity
Source: RefSeq, a predicted model, not a curated record